Messenger RNA from Manis pentadactyla (Chinese pangolin), 5897 nucleotides. RefSeq names its product calsyntenin 3 (gene CLSTN3). Gene Ontology annotation, molecular function: amyloid-beta binding; kinesin binding; calcium ion binding. The transcript has 18 exons. Gene Ontology annotation, cellular component: postsynaptic membrane; cell surface. The coding region runs from base 221 to 2989 and encodes 922 amino acids. The record is from RefSeq and is a predicted model, not a curated record. Gene Ontology annotation, biological process: homophilic cell-cell adhesion; positive regulation of synapse assembly; positive regulation of synaptic transmission. NCBI's taxonomy places the organism in Eukaryota, Metazoa, Chordata, Mammalia, Pholidota, Manidae.
GGGCUCCGGAGCCGACGAGGCCGCUCCUGCAAGUCCCCACUCCGGUCCCCCAGGUCAGGGUCUGCCCGGUCUGCCCUAUGGACUAGUCUGCCCUGCCGCCUGUUGUCUCCUUCCCUCCUGGGAGAGCCCCUGCAUCCGCCCCCCAAGGUGGAGUAAGUGGGCUUGGGGCUCUCAGGGGACAGCCAUCCCCUGCCCUGCCCUGCCCUGCCCGCCCCUCACCAUGACCCUCCUGCUGGUGACCCUCUUGCUGGCCUUGAUCCCCUCUAGCUCCUGUAACAAAGCCAACAAGCACAAGCCAUGGAUUGAGGCAGAAUACCAGGGCAUCGUCAUGGAGAAUGACAACACUGUCCUGCUGAACCCACCACUCUUCGCUUUGGACAAGGAUGCCCCCCUGCGCUAUGCAGGUGAGAUCUGUGGCUUCCGGCUCCAUGGGUCUGGGGUGCCCUUUGAGGCUGUGAUCCUGGACAAGACGACGGGAGAAGGGCUGAUCCGGGCCAAGGAGCCAGUGGACUGCGAGGCCCAGAAGGAGCACACCUUCACAAUCCAGGCCUACGACUGCGGCGAGGGCCCCGAUGGGGCCAACACCAAGAAGUCCCACAAGGCCACCGUGCAUGUGCGGGUCAACGACGUGAAUGAGUUUGCACCAGUGUUUGUGGAGAGGCUGUACCGUGCUGCAGUGACAGAGGGGAAGCUGUAUGACCACAUCUUGCGGGUGGAAGCCAUUGACGGCGACUGCUCCCCCCAGUACAGCCAGAUCUGCUACUAUGAGAUCCUCACGCCCAACACCCCUUUCCUCAUCGACAAUGAUGGGAACAUUGAGAACACAGAGAAGCUGCAGUACAGUGGCGAGAGGCUCUACAAGUUUACAGUGACAGCCUACGACUGUGGGAAGAAGCGGGCAGCAGAUGAUGCUGAGGUGGAGAUCCAGGUGAAGCCCACCUGUAAACCUAGCUGGCAAGGCUGGAACAAAAGGAUUGAAUACGCACCUGGUGCCGGGAGCUUGGCUUUGUUCCCUGGUAUCCGCCUGGAGACCUGCGAUGAACCUCUCUGGAAUAUUCAGGCCACCAUAGAGCUGCAGACCAGCCAUGUGGCCAAGGGCUGUGACCGUGACAAUUACUCAGAGCGGGCACUGCGGAAACUCUGUGGUGCUGCUACUGGGGAGGUGGAUCUGUUGCCCAUGCCUGGCCCCAGUGCCAACUGGACGGCGGGACUCUCGGUGCACUACAGUCAGGACAGCAGCCUUAUCUACUGGUUCAAUGGCACCCAGGCCGUGCAGGUGCCCCUGGGUGGCACCGUUGGGCUGGGCUCUGGGCCCCAGGACAGCCUCAGUGACCAUUUUACGCUGUCCUUUUGGAUGAAGCAUGGUGUGACUCCCAACAAGGGCAAGAAGGAAGAGGAGACCAUUGUGUGCAACACUGUUCAGAAUGAGGACGGCUUCUCUCACUACUCACUGACAGUCCAUGGCUGCAGAAUUGCCUUCCUCUACUGGCCGCUGCUUGAGAGUGCCCGCCCGGUCAAGUUCCUCUGGAAGCUGGAGCAGGUCUGCGAUGAUGAAUGGCACCACUAUGCUUUGAACCUCGAGUUUCCCACAGUCACGCUCUAUGCUGAUGGCAUCUCUUUUGACCCUGCCCUCAUCCAUGACAAUGGUCUCAUCCACCCGCCCCGCAGGGAACCUGCUCUCAUGAUUGGGGCCUGCUGGACUGAGGAGAAGAACAAAGAGAAGGAGAAGGCGGGAGACAACAGUGCGGACCCCACACAAGGACACCCUUUGCUGAUCCACCACUACUUCCAUGGCUACCUGGCUGGUUUCAGCGUGCGCUCAGGCCGCCUGGAGAGCCGCGAGGUCAUCGAAUGCCUCUAUGCAUGUCGGGAGGGGCUGGACUAUAGGGAUUUCGAGAGCCUGGGUAAAGGCAUGAAGGUCCACGUGAACCCCUCGCAGUCCUUGCUCACCCUGGAGGGGGAUGAUGUGGAGACCUUCAACCAUGCCCUGCAGCAUGUGGCUUACAUGAACACUCUGCGCUUUGCCACGCCUGGCGUCAGGCCCCUGCGCCUCACCACUGCCGUCAAGUGCUUCAGUGAAGAAUCCUGUGUCUCCAUCCCUGAAGUGGAGGGCUAUGUGGUGGUUCUUCAGCCAGAUGCCCCCCAGAUUCUGCUGAGUGGCACUGCUCAUUUUGCCCUGCCAGCUGUGAACUUCGAGGGACCUGAGGGGAUCCCUUUGUUCCCUGACCUUCAGAUCACUUGCUCCAUUUCUCACCAGGUGGAGGCCAAAAAGGAUGAGAGCUGGCAGGGCACAGUGACAGAUACACGCAUGUCGGAUGAGAUUGUGCACAACCUUGAUGGGUGUGAGAUCUCUCUGGUGGGCGAUGACCUUGACCCGGAGCGGGAAAGUCUGCUCUUGGACAUGGCAUCCUUGCAGCAGCGGGGGCUGGAGCUCACCAACACGUCUGCCUACCUCACCAUUGCUGGGGUGGAGAGCAUCGCUGUGUAUGAGGAGAUCCUGAGGCAGGCUCGAUAUCAGCUACGACAGGGCGCUGCCCUCUAUGCCAGGAAAUUCCGGCUUUCCUGCUCAGAAAUGAAUGGUCGUUACUCCAGCAACGAGUUCAUUGUGGAGGUCAAUGUCCUGCACAGCAUGAACCGGGUGGCCCACCCCAGUCACGUGCUCAGCAAUCAGCAGUUCCUGCACCGAGGACACCAGCCACCCCCUGAGAUGGCUGGACAUAGCCUGGCCAGCUCCCACCGCAACUCCACUGCAAGAAAAAUCAGGCAUGAUUCCAUCACAGAGAGGAAACCAUUGUUAAUAUGCAGAAGCCGUAAGAGAAAAUUCUCUGCAAAGGGACAGGAGGGACAUUUUUCUGAAGCUCCCAAGUGCAGCAGCAAAGAGAGAUCAGUGUGGAUUGGGACAGUCAGGGAAGAUUGCAUGGUGCAUGUAGAGUUUGAGUGUGGACCUUCCAGGGUAGGAGGGAUUUUGGAUGGGCAUGAGAGAGAAUGAGAAUGUAGACCUGGGGUGAGUGGAUGGUUGGUUAGGGGUGUUUAUGGUUAGGGAGAAUAAGGUGGUCUGAGAAGGGCAGGUUGAUGAAGACACUAUUCAGUCAUCUCAAAUUUUGAUAACACAUCAGUAUCACCUGGGCUGCUGUAAAAUGGUUGGUGCUCAGGAUACACCUGCUACUAGUUAAAUCAGAAUGAGGGUGGGAGCUAGGCAGCAGUGAAUUUUAAAGACCUUUGGGUGAUUCCAGUAUGCAGCAAACUUUGGCAACCAUUUAUUGAGUUUCUUUCCUACAAGUAUCUGAGGCUUUGCAGAAAGGCCCACAGUGCAAUAGGAUGAACACAGAAAAUGAAUUAGGGAGGCAGCAGGAAAGCACAAUGAUGAAGGAAGAAGAUGAAGCCAGGGAAUACAGUCAGUUCAUAAAAUACACGCUGUGAGAUAGUGUGCAGUUGCUGGAGUGGGCCAGAAUUCUGACUCUGAGCUUCCUUGUGGCCAAAGCAAAAGGAAACUUGAACAGUUACAAAAGUCCUAUGAUAGGAGCCCGCUGGUAUUUCAAGAGAAGCCCCAGGACUGAGAGCAGAAGGGAGUUUCCCCUGAGGCUUCAUAAAGGGGGCACCACGCAGGGCUGGGGACCAGGCUUCCAACAGUGCCCUCACAGUCAAAGGACACUAGGACUUUCACAUAGGCCAUUUUCUAGAACACCCCUUCCUGUUGAAUUGGGAGGUCAUUCAAGGCCAGAAUAAACUGCUCAGACCUCAUGCAGCAAGAAAGGUUAAUUGUACUUCUUAAAUUCUUCAUUUUUGUCUGUAGCUAGUUGAAAAGUCCUGCCAUCUCCCUGGCCUCCUGGCUCAUUUUAACAAAUUAACUAUAGUGCUUGCCUACAGAUAGGGUGUCUGCAUUUCUUUCCUGUAGUGGUUUCUUAUUCCUGGCAAUCAGCUUGUCAUUUCCUUUGCUAGGCCAGGGGCUCAGAGGGUCAAAUGCACUGGAUCAGGCACAAACCAGAAUUCUGGCUUGUCAUCCAUGUGCACCCAGAGCCAGUUCACCUGCUGUGGCCUCCACUCUGGGGGUGCAGGUGGUCUCCAUUCCUUCUAGAGCCUGGGCUUAGCCACAGGGGCCACGUGCUGGGGGGUCACCACUCUUGGAUCUUGCCUAUUGACACGGAGACCUGGGGAGGGACUAUGUCCUGCAGAUGAGCAGAAAGGGCAGUUCUGUCCUUCUCUCUGCUCCUCCCCGGUCCCCAGGCAGUUGAGAGGUAUUGAUCCAGCCAAGCCCACCUCUACCCUGGAGCCAGUGCCCAGGGAGCCUGUCUGCCCUGCUCGGCAGAGCUGGCUUUUCUUGGCGAAUGGCCCCAAGUGGGCUAUGGGUCAGGUCCGGAUGGGGACCAGCUUGGCAUAGACCGUCAGGGCGGCCUCAGGGAGGCAGGAGGCUAGUGUGCGUGCCUCACAGGGCAUUUUCCACAUGCCUGGCUGGCCCUGCGGUGUUUGGCGUACAUGUGCUGGCUGCUGGGGAGGAGGUGUGCAGAAGGCGUGUGGGGCUCCCUGCUGUGCGCUCUCUGGGCUCUGCUCUGUCUUCUGACAUGUGGGUCUUAGACGCUGUGGGUGAAUGCAGGACUAGGAGAUGUGUCUGUGGUCAGGGUAGCUGCUGUGCACACAAGCGGCGGGAGGGGUGUCCACCCACGUGGAGUGUAGUGGCCAGGUUCCCGUGAGGGCUCUGGGCCUGGUGGUGCAUGUGUGAAGUCUCUCCUUCCACCUGCUGUCCCUGGGGCUGCGGGCUCUCCUGCUGUGCCUCCUCCUGCUUCCAGGAGGGCUGCCUGUGUGUGUCGGGAGGCGGGCAGGGCUGUGCUCAUCGCUGCCUACUCUGUGGUCUUUGUGGCCCAUGUCUGUGGUGUUUACGUCAACCUCCUUCUGGGGGUUGCCUAGUCUGCCCAGCUGGCGGGGAGCUGGGUGAUCCUGCACAUGUGGCUCUACUCUGCCUUGCUGGAGACCCUCAGAUGCACCCUUUUGAUUCUGCUGUGUGAGCAGGCCACCAGGGGGCUGGUGCAGGCAGUUGUGCCUGGCGGCAGAGGCCUGGCUCGGGUGCGGGGUGUGGAGACCUUUGUCCAGCUCUGUGCCACACAUUCUUCCUGGGCACCUACCUGGGCAUGCAUUUCUGCUUUGCUGCUGUCAGCUCUGAGGUCCGUGUGAGGGUGCCUGUGCCCUUCCGUGUGUCACACCCUCCAGUGCCAUUGCCCUCCUGAGCCUGGGUAUCCAAAGGUGGCAGCGGAGCCAGAGGCAUGAUGGGGCCGAGGGGGUGGUGGGUGUACCUCAGGGGGAGAUUUGGGGGCAGAAACCCCGAAUGUCCAGACACCCUGAGCCCACAAGGAGAAGGCAGGCGUCACUGUGCAGGAGGGAGCUCAGUCCAGGUGGGUAUGGGAAGGGGCUGCUCCUUGCCCCUUGGACUGGCCCCCAGCCUUGGGUGCCAGCACCUCCUCCUGGCAGCCAGCCCAGGCUUGGGGGCCUGUCUCUGCUCUUACGGAGGGGAGGUCAUUCUCUUCCCUGGUGCCAUCAAACCCCUGUGGCUGCCGCUCUUUUCCCCACAGGCACCUCCUUCCGAGGCACUGGGUGCUGAGUGGUCCCAGUGAAUGGGCAGGAUGACCUGUCCUUGCCCAGUCCACUCCAGUCCUUGCCCUCUGGCUGCUGAGUGCAGGGUGGGGAGCCCCUGCCUCCCUCUGCACGCCUCCCCACUUCCCUCUGUCUGCCCCCUUUUGGCCCCAACAGCAGCUGCUCUGCCCCCUUCCCUCCCACGUCCCGCCUCUCCAGGUGGGGCCCCAUCUCUCCCCCGUCUCAGGGUGCUCCCCGGCCCUGGGCCAUCGCGGAGCCACCCUCUCCUCCCUGUUCCCCGCGUUGCAUGCCUCCCUUCUCACCGCGCUCCUCCC